AUGAAUGGAUUUUGGAAUAAAUUAUCAAAACCUAUAUUUUCAUUAGCACCCAUGGCUGAUGUUACUGAUAUAUCAUUUAGAUUUUUAUUAGCUAAUUGUAUGGGAAAACCAAAUGUAAUAUUCAAUGAAUUUGUAUCAGCAGAUGGAUUAGCGAGAAAUAGAGAAGCACUUAUUGAUAAACUUGGAUAUUCAACUCAAGAGAAACCAAUAGUUGCACAAUUUUUUGGAAACAAACCAGAAUAUUUCUAUGAGAGUGCCAAAAUAGCCAAUGAAUUAGGAUAUGAUGGCGUUGAUAUUAAUAUGGGUUGUCCAAGUAGAAAAGUAUUAUCACCAAAACAAGCAAGUGGUGCAGCAUUAAUUACAAAUCCUUCAUUAGCCAAAGAAAUUGUUAAAAUCACAAAGGAAGCAUUAAAUUUUGAAAAACCAGUAAGUGUUAAAACUAGAAUUGGAUUUGACAAAAUUGAAAUUGAUGAAUGGAUUCCAUUAAUUUUAGAAAGUGAACCAGCAUGUUUAACCCUUCAUCUUAGAACUAAAAAAGAAUUAUCAUUAGUACCAGCACAUUGGGAACAUCAAGUUUUAGAUAGAGUUGUAGAAUUACGUAAUCAAAUCUCACCAAAUACAUUACUGGUUGGUAAUGGUGAUGUUGAAACCUAUGAACAAGGUAUUGAUUAUAUCAAUCAAUUUGGAAUUGAUGGUGUUAUGAUUGGACGUGCAGUUUAUGGCAAUCCAUGGUUAUUUAAUAAAAAUUUAGUUAUUCAAUAUCAACCUGGAUUAAAUGUAAAUCCAACUGAAAAACAAAAGAAAUUAAUGGAUCAACAAUUAAAACUUUCAAAUGGUUUAAUUAUUGAUGAAAAUGAAUUAUUAAUUGAAAUCACUUUAAAAGAAGUUUUAACAACAAUGGUAAAACAUAUAAUAAUUUCAGAGAUUUUAACACCAAGAAAACCAAUCAGAACUUUAUUUUCACAUUUUAAUAGUUAUUUAAAAUGUUGCUCAAAUUUAGGUGGUACUACAAAUUUAAAAAAAGUUUUAUUUGAUUGUGAAACAAGUGAACAAGUUUUAAAUCAAUUAAAUAAUUAUUUAAUUUUUAAAAAUAAAUCCGAUCAAUUAUUAAAUUAUUCAGAAAUUAAAUUAUCAAUUCAAAAUUUAAUAAAUAAUUCAAUAUUAAUUAGAAUGGAUUAA
This is a messenger RNA of Dictyostelium discoideum AX4, 1179 nucleotides long. RefSeq lists its product as hypothetical. Gene Ontology annotation, biological process: tRNA processing; tRNA dihydrouridine synthesis. Gene Ontology annotation, molecular function: flavin adenine dinucleotide binding; tRNA dihydrouridine synthase activity. Lineage: Eukaryota; Evosea; Eumycetozoa; Dictyosteliales; Dictyosteliaceae. The coding region runs from base 1 to 1179 and encodes 392 amino acids. The transcript has 2 exons. The record is from RefSeq and is a predicted model, not a curated record.